AUGUCGCAAAAAUUCACCCCCGCCGACGUCGGCCAGCACAAGGACGACGCCAACGGCUACUGGCUCAUCAUCGAGAACGACGUCUACGACCUGACGAAGUUCAUGGACGAGCACCCCGGCGGCUCCAAGGUGCUCAAGCGCUUCGCCGGCAAGAACGCAACAAAGGCCUUUUGGAAGUACCACAACGAGAGCGUCCUGAAGCGCUACGGCGCAAAGUACAAGAUUGGCGAGGUCGGCGAGGCGGCCAAGCUGUGA
This is a messenger RNA of Hirsutella rhossiliensis, 255 nucleotides long. Its product is annotated as cytochrome b5-like heme/Steroid binding domain-containing protein. Gene Ontology annotation, molecular function: heme binding. Gene Ontology annotation, cellular component: intracellular membrane-bounded organelle; membrane. The record is from RefSeq and is a predicted model, not a curated record. NCBI's taxonomy places the organism in Eukaryota, Fungi, Ascomycota, Sordariomycetes, Hypocreales, Ophiocordycipitaceae. The transcript has 2 exons. The coding region runs from base 1 to 255 and encodes 84 amino acids.